AUGCGCCACACUCCGUACGUCCUGUUGCUGCUGCUGCUCUGCUGCUGCACCGGUUCUUUUGCCGCCGCUGAGCAUCGCUGCAUAUUUGACCGCAUUUCUCGCAAGGCUGGCCCCCCGAUGAGGGCAGUUGUGCGUGAAUUGCCGGACCGGGAGCGUGACGGGACGCAGGUGUCGACUGCCUUUGUGUCUGACUGGGCGCCCCUCCGUUUUAAGGUCUUCUCGGAGGACAUGAACAAUGCUUUAAAGUACUGCACUGCUGCGGGAGAGUUCCGCUCGGACAUGAAAGUAGGACUCCUUUUGUGCCGCCAGCAGGAUGUUCUUACGGCCGAAAAAAAGUUCAUCAUCUUGAAUUGGAUGCUCCCCAACGCCAUCAAGCUGCACAUGGAUCGUCUCCACGUUCAACCGGAGAAGCGCCCAGUGGUUGUUCCGUUGUUUCCGGCUGGAGACGCAUGCCGCAAUUUUGAAAUACCCAGCUCCCACCACACGACGGGCGUUUUUGGCGCGGACAUGGUUUUGUACGCCGCUGCUGCACCGACUGAAGGUACUACUAAUGCGUGGACAA
Molecule: messenger RNA, 562 nt
Organism: Trypanosoma rangeli
Lineage: Eukaryota; Euglenozoa; Kinetoplastea; Trypanosomatida; Trypanosomatidae
Product: leishmanolysin
Exons: 1
Biological process (GO): proteolysis; cell adhesion
Cellular component (GO): membrane
Molecular function (GO): metalloendopeptidase activity
Source: RefSeq, a predicted model, not a curated record